This is a messenger RNA of Didymella exigua CBS 183.55, 776 nucleotides long. RefSeq lists its product as uncharacterized. The record is from RefSeq and is a predicted model, not a curated record. The transcript has a single exon. The coding region runs from base 238 to 690 and encodes 150 amino acids. Lineage: Eukaryota; Fungi; Ascomycota; Dothideomycetes; Pleosporales; Didymellaceae.
GCACUGACGUAUAUUCCCGAACAAAACUUGGGCUGCUGCGUAAGAUGAUCUAAUGGAUACUCCAAAAUAGCGUGGAGGGUUUAGUCCUAAGCAAGCCGAACGCAGGACUCCUACGUAUAGGCAGUGCUAUACACCAGAGAACAACACAGAUCUACUGUGUACUCAUCGAGCUCAAGCCCAGCUGCAGUGAGGCAGAUUGGAAAAACUCUUGUACGCUUUGUUCUAUUUCUCCGUGAGAUGUUAGUGACUGCGAAGUUGUGUUUGCGUCUACUGCAGAAGCAGAAGUCCAUGCAGUUCAUCGGAUCUCCUUCGUGCCAGCCGACUGAUUGCGGACUAUCAAUCGCUCGCAAUCUGUCAAUUCAAGAAGAUUUGUUAAUCUACUUGGAUAGCACCAUCUUGCGCUCGCCGAUUCUUGACCCUCCCCCAGCUUCUCAUGGCUCGAGGCUCUACUGGGGUCUGUCACGAAGCAACUCACAGAAGAUCUUUGGCCGUCUGUCAAGGCACUGUCGAUCUUGCAUCUUUGCUCAACCAAAUGCCCCUUCCAUCACAAAGGGAAUCAAUUUAAUUACGGCGUUACCAAGAGAAACUCACAUCGUCAAAUUCUCUUUUCCAGCACCGCAGCUUCUGCGUGGCUCUUCCUUGCAGGUAUAUGACGAGUCCUGCACUGCAAAUGAAGUCCGAUAUGGUUAGGUAGAGGUGAGUCCCGCUCAGGGACGCACGCCGCUCGGUCAUCGUCGCAAUGCUGACCUGACUCAGCAGUUAAGGCUUUUAUAAUU